UUGCAAAUGCGCAGGUCGCUUCUGAGGCCGGAACCAUUCGGCCGGGUCGUUUCACGGGGGCGGGCGAUAAAUUGUACGGACCGAAGUGCUCCGGCGGAAGUUUCGGGUUCCAAAAGCUGCCCAGCGGAAUGAUUAAUCCAAUAUGCUGCUGUCACGUCUGACCUCUCAGGUAGCAAGAGCAUCACGGUUUACAGGUCGGCUUCUGUCAAGGUCGGCUGCUUCGCCGCUGCAUCCCGUCGCUUCUUCUGCAUCUUACUGCACGCAUCCUUCUAGCAGAAAUGGAGCUCAGCCCCAGCAGCAGUACGUGCUGGACCCCGAACUGGAAGAGAUGCUGGUGCCCCGGAAGAUGUCCAUCUCCCCCUUGGAGAGCUGGCUGACAGUCCGGUAUUCCCUCCCUAAAGGAGGAGUCGUCGUCCACAUUCACGAGAGGCCGGAGUGUGAACCCGUGCGGCAGUGCGACCUGCCUCCAUGUCCCCGCGACCCAGAGGAGGAGGGUAGUGGGCCGGUUGGGAAUAACAUGGAGUGCAGGAACGUGCUGAAGAUCCGGAGGAGGAAGAUGAACCGGCACAAGUACAGGAAGCUUAUGAAACGGCGGAAGUUUUUGCGAAGGAAGAUCAUGGACGGUCGGCGGAAGAGGAAACAGAAAAGGUUUGAAAAGGAUCUGGAGCGAAUCUGGAGGAGAGCUGGCUUGAAGAAGCCUCCAGAGGGCUGGGUGACGCCCAAGAUAUAUCUCAAGAAUGCGAGAUCCGCGAAAUCUGAUUGACUUUUGCAUUGAAAAAGGGUUCCGCCAUUUAAUUAAAAAGUGGUUUUGAACAAUG
This is a messenger RNA of Heteronotia binoei (common prickly gecko), 818 nucleotides long. RefSeq names its product aurora kinase A interacting protein 1 (gene AURKAIP1). Gene Ontology annotation, cellular component: mitochondrion. The transcript is spliced from 4 exons. The record is from RefSeq and is a predicted model, not a curated record. The coding region runs from base 143 to 763 and encodes 206 amino acids. Gene Ontology annotation, biological process: mRNA processing. Lineage: Eukaryota; Metazoa; Chordata; Lepidosauria; Squamata; Gekkonidae.